Molecule: messenger RNA, 703 nt
Organism: Phyllotreta striolata
Lineage: Eukaryota; Metazoa; Arthropoda; Insecta; Coleoptera; Chrysomelidae
Source: the annotation of a GenBank genome assembly
AGUUGUCAAAUGGCAAACAAACAAGAAACAACUAAAAAUUUUAAUUAAUCAAAACCAAUUUAAUUCGAAGAAAUUAGUAAUAGUAAUGCCUAGGCAAGGAAGGACGCCGAAAAAAGACGGACCUGAGUCAGGAGAAGACUCGGAUGAAUACAGAAAACGUCGGGACAGAAACAAUUUGGCCGUUAAAAGAAGCAGAGUUAAGUCCAAACAGAAGACGCAGGAAACGUUGAGUAGAGUGAACGAGCUCAAAAAUGAAAAUACCAUUUUGGAAGAAAAGGUCAAAACUUUGACGAAGGAGCUAGGAUUUCUGAAAGAGCUGUUCCUUGCACACGCAUCGAAUAGCGCAGAUAAAAGUAAAUUCGAAGGCGUAGAUCUUCAGAAACUCUUGCAGGAUAAUUCAUCUGAAGAAGAUUUUUCACUGUAUAAACGAGAAUAAGUAAGUGAUUUUCCUUUAAUUUUUUAAACGAUCAUUUUUUGUGUUUCUUAUCUUUCAUUACGACAAACAGUAUAUAUUUUUUUUAAUUAAUCAUCUAUCUUUCACUGGGCUAAUAUGCUUUAUCUCCAAAACUAUAUCCUGUUAUACAUUUUGAAAUUUUUUGAGUUUCAUUAUAAAAGUUAAGACAUGUACAUUUUAUUAUAAUUUGUAGUAAUUUUUUAUAUUACGUUUUUAUAUGUAUAUUUAUCGGAAAUAAAACUGUUGUUU